AUGAUAUUGAGCGAGUCCACGCAAAGACCCGUUGUUCGAAUUGGCCCCAACGAAUUGUCGUUCGCAACCGAAGAGGCCCUCAAGACGAUCCACAAUCCCGGGCCGGACAGCGGCCACUUCACGAAGCAGGGAACCAUCGAGUCGCUUCUCGCAAAACUCAUUUGGGCCGCGCCGAACCUACUCACGACCACGGAUAAGACGGCCCACAAACGGCUCAGAACUGCGUUACAGCCUGCCUUUACGGCUAAGGCGCUGAUGGAGCAGGAAGACAUCGUCCAGCACCACGUCAACAGGGCUGUCGAGAGCUUAGGCGCAGAACUGACCGACAAAACGGCCGUUAGCAUCAGCGAUCAUGUCGGUAAAAUGAUCUGGAGUAUUGUUGGUGACCUGUCGUUUGGAGAGCCGCUAUUGCAUGACCAGAUGAGUACGGCAAGCCGCAUUACCGGGUUCCCCGUGCAUGAGCUGACAGACGGAUACAGGCACGUAUGA
Messenger RNA from Colletotrichum higginsianum IMI 349063, 489 nucleotides. Its product is annotated as Benzoate 4-monooxygenase cytochrome P450. NCBI's taxonomy places the organism in Eukaryota, Fungi, Ascomycota, Sordariomycetes, Glomerellales, Glomerellaceae. The transcript is spliced from 2 exons. Gene Ontology annotation, molecular function: oxidoreductase activity, acting on paired donors, with incorporation or reduction of molecular oxygen; iron ion binding; heme binding. The record is from RefSeq and is a predicted model, not a curated record. The coding region runs from base 1 to 489 and encodes 162 amino acids.